Messenger RNA from Myzus persicae (green peach aphid), 426 nucleotides. RefSeq lists its product as uncharacterized. The record is from RefSeq and is a predicted model, not a curated record. The coding region runs from base 1 to 426 and encodes 141 amino acids. NCBI's taxonomy places the organism in Eukaryota, Metazoa, Arthropoda, Insecta, Hemiptera, Aphididae. The transcript has 5 exons.
AUGAUAAGUUAUCAGUUAAAACUUCCAACAGAUUUGAUCACAAAGUAUACGCUCAUGAUAGCAGUCGGAUGUCUGGUGUUGACGAUGUUUCAAACAAUAAAUAUGGUGAACUACGUUGGAUCCACUUACGCUAUUGGAGCAAUCACAACAGGUAGAACAAGUCAUAUUCACAAAGCAAUAUUUAUUAUUGGAUUCGGAUGCUGUAUAGACAUAGUUCAUCUCAUUUUUCAUACAUCUAAAUCGAGUUGGGUUUUUGUCAAAGUCGUUCAAUUUCUUAUACGUCUCCUGGGUGUCUCAUUCGAAAUCGUAACUAUAUUGUCGUUACAUUGUUACUGGAAGUACACUGAAGCAAUACAAAAACAACCGGAAAAAACAUGGGUUCAACAUAAAUUGGGUCAGGUAUUUUCCAUAUUUUCCAACAAUUAA